This is a messenger RNA of Durotheca rogersii, 1038 nucleotides long. RefSeq names its product carbon-nitrogen hydrolase. The transcript is spliced from 3 exons. Lineage: Eukaryota; Fungi; Ascomycota; Sordariomycetes; Xylariales; Xylariaceae. Bases 1 to 1038 code for a protein of 345 amino acids. The record is from RefSeq and is a predicted model, not a curated record.
AUGCUGCAGGCGGUGGGCCAGAUCUGCUCGAGCAACUCGAUGGCGCACAACCUCGAGCAGUGCGUCAAGCUGGUGGGCCAGGCCGCGGCCGCCGGCGCCAAGAUCCUCUUCCUGCCCGAGGCCUCGGACUACAUCGCGACGUCGGCGCAGGAGUCGGUGGCGCUGGCGCAGCCGGUAGCGACGUCGCCGUUCGUAGCGGGUCUGCGGUCGGCGGCCGCCGCGCACAAGCUCGCCGUGCACGUCGGGAUCCACGUGCCGGUGGCCGUGCAGCCGUCGGCCGCCUCGCCCUCUGCUAGCAUCGGCCGCGUCCUGCCCGCCGUCCCGGUGCCCGAGCGCGACGCGCCGCCCUCGACCCCAACCACCACCAAGCUCUACAACCGCACGAUCUACAUCGGGCCCGACGGCAGCCUGCUCGAGGCCGGGGCGUACGACAAGCUGCACCUGUUCGACUACCCGGACGCGGCGCUGCGCGAGUCGGCGACGACGCAGGCGGGCGCGGCCUUCGCGGCGCCGUUCGACUCGCCCGUCGGGCGCCUCGGCAGCCUCAUCUGCUUCGACCUGCGCUUCCCGGAGGCGGCGCUGCACCUGGCGGCCUCGCGCGCCCGCGACCCCGCCCAGGUCCUCCUCUACCCCAGCGCCUUCACCGUGCCCACCGGCCGCGCCCACUGGGCCGUCCUGCUGCGCGCCCGCGCCGUCGAGACCCAGUCCUACGUCGUCGCCGCCGCCCAGGUCGGCCGCCACAACCCCGGCCGCAGCCCCCGCGUCAGCUACGGCCGCAGCCUCGUCGUCGACCCCUGGGGCCGCGUCCUGCUCCAGCUCCGCGGCGUCCGCCCUUCUUCCUCCGGUGGUGGUAGUGGUAACCGCGAUGACGACGACCACCACCACGCCGACGCCGACCCCGAGUCCCCCCCCGAGUACGACGCCGAGGACGGCGCCGUCGGCCAGCUCGGCAUCGUCGACAUCGACCUCGCCGAGUGGCACCGCGUCCGCACCCAGAUGCCCCUUGUCCGGAGGACCGACGUCUAUCCCCGAGUCUGA